UUCGGCGCUCUGCCUGGUUGGGUUUGCUGGUGUUGCUGCUGCAUCCGCGGAGCACUGGCAGUGAGUGGUUCUUUUACCUUUAGGAUCAUUUCACUUCGACUCGUCUGGCAUCUCAGGCUUACGAGGAUCGCCAGUGGUGGCAGUGGCAGUGACAUGGUUGUUUUGCUGUUGAUGCCCUUGCGCCCCUGCUGCUACUACUACUCCUACCACAGCUACUACCGCAGCGCCUUUGUCACCCCUUGUCUGUGCUCUAUGCUGCAUUCCAUUCUUGCAUUGCAGCCUAGGCAACAUUAGUCGCACUCUGGCUUUGACGCUGGUCAGUCGACUAUUAUUAUGGGACGCCUCUCUGCAAUGUGCGAGACACUGCGCCAACAGCGGAGGCGAUGACCUGGAUCUAUCAGACUCAAUCAUCAUCAUCGUCGCCUUCUCCUCCUGAUCCUCCUACUCCUGCGAAACCCACGGCCCAUCCACUCCGAGCCUCCCACGCCAAUCAUGUCGCAUCUCCUCGACCUUAGCAGCCUCUCGGUUUCCUCUUGUUGCCCCCCCUUCUCAGCCUCUAUGCUUCCAACAAGCCCCAAGUCCGAGUCGAGUCAGUGUCAGUACGGAGUUACAAUGUCGUAGUUGCACUGCCAAUGCUAGUCGUGGUAACAGUAGUCGUCAAGUGCUCCAGACGACGAUGGAAAUAAUAAUGGCUCACCAGGAUCCUGCAGCACUGCACACUGCAUUUUGCUGGGCUAGUUGGAGUCGUCCAAGCACCACGUCGCCGCCAGUCCGCCACAUCCUUGGUGUCUCCAGUUGCAAAACGCUAACCACCACCACUAUCACCGCUACUAGUACUGGCCUGACCGUCACCACCACCCUCACCCGCCAAUGCUCGACUAGCACCACUGGGUAAUAUGUCUCGAUGAUACGACGCCUGCCCGAGCUUGAUGCGGUCGGUGCGCUGCCUAUCCAUCCACGGCCCAUGAGACCAUGGCGUCGCCUCGCCAUACCCAUAUCCAUACCUAGGUACCCAUACACCGGGUUUCCAUACCGCCCUCAUCGCCGUCUGCUGCUGUCACCACUCGCUUCCACCCCGUUUUGACUCCGUUUCCCGUCCGUUCGUGUUCUUUUCUUUUUGCUUCCGACAUCCAUCGAUCCUAGCAAUCCUUUCUUUUCCACAACAUCCCAUCACCUUCCCCCUUCCGCCAGGCCGUCUUUAGUCCACUUUGGCAAUCAUUGCGCCAGUGUGUCUUUCAAUCUUGUUGCUCCAUUCUCGUCCCUGUUCGCCCCCUUGCCAUCCAUUAUUGGUUCGUCCAAGUGUCUCCAGUCGUAGCUCGUCUUUUCUGCGCCCUGCCCGUCUCCCUUUGACUUCUCUCUUGUUGCGUCGGUCUCAUCGGUCUCCUGCUCACUCGGGCUCAUCAAUGGGGCCCUGACAUCAAAGGCCGAGCCUCGAACCGCCCUCCAUCCAAGACAAGGCCGUGUGGGUGUUAAUGAAAUACAGGAUCGGCCGUGGUUGCUCCAACUGUCUGGUGCAGCCACAGACUAUCCGUUCGGCUGACUGCGUUCCUUUCUUGCUACUAGUUCUUCGCCACGCUCCAUCGUGCUGCUCGUCAUUAUUAUUUGUUCGUGCUUGCUUCAGAGGGCCUACGUUGAUCCUGGCUUGGACCUUGCGGCGUACGUAUCUCCCACAGUCACUGUCAGAAGGACGUUUGGAGGUGAAGCGCCUUUGUCCAUCUCUGUCGGUUGCUCUGGGUCCCACCUUUUCGAUACUUCCUUCAUUCCAAACUCCCAAUUCAGUCAAAAGCUCCAAAACAUCCUGUAUGGUAUUCACUUCUUGAACACUUCUGUUCCAGUCCUAUUAUUGUCAUGUUCUCUCGGGGUGCAUACUAUUGUCCCUCCUUUUCUUUCGUUGCCAGUGGUGAAGGCAGGCGAAGCUCCAUCUUUGUGUCGUCACCGAACCCUCCAAGCCUUCCACCAUUCAACCAACCUUCAACGUCUGAGAAUCCUCCGAAAGACCACUCUAUUUUCCUUUAAUCCGUGUCCGAACGACCUUCGAGCCCAUGUCUUCCUUAGCAGCCAUCCACCGCAGCGUUGAAAGCCUGGACUGGUCGAAGCCGCAUUCAAAAGCAUCCUACGACAAUUGGACUGCAUAUGGGCCCGAAUCUAAGAGGUGGAACAGCAGCAACUCUUACUUCACCAGUGGCUUGCCCACUCCUCCAGGGUCCAAGGCCAUGCCGGGACUGAUCUUAAACAACGCCUAUAACAACGACUUCAGCGGUGAAGGGUACCGGCAGCAAGAAGCCUUGCUCCAAGACAGACCUGACACGAGCCAGCAGCACAGACAGUCGUCGACAGCCACAAAUGGCAUGAACUACAGUUUAGUGCCCUUGUCCUCAAAUAAUGUUCUUGGCCCCAACAGCCAGCGAGGAACUGGUCAGGAUAAGGGUGAUGCUAUUGCACCACAUCUUCAAAUACCAGAGUCUGUGAACAAGAGCAAGGGCAGUUUGGCAGAAUUCACCGCGGAGAUUACAUGUUUGUUCUGGUUUGAGACGGCCAGCACUCUACAAUAUGCGGAGGACUUGCCGGUUGACGCUCCCGUAGACAGGGGACUGUCGCCUGAUGCCGUCCCGACCAUUGGAUUUCGCAAGUGGGUGACCACGAUCAUCAGCACCACCCAGGUGGGAAGAAAUGUGAUCUUGCUUGCCUUGAUGUUCAUCUACCGGCUCAAGCGCUUCAAUCCAGCCGUUAGUGGCAAGCGUGGGAGCGAGUUUCGCCUCCUGACUAUUGCUCUGAUGUUGGGCAACAAAUUUCUGGACGACAACACUUACACCAACAAGACGUGGGCCGAGGUGUCCGGGAUCUCUGUCAACGAAAUCCACGUUAUGGAGGUGGAGUUCUUGAGCAAUAUGAGAUACGACCUCUAUGCUUCGGCGGAGGAAUGGAGUGAGUGGAAGGCCAAACUAGGGAGGUUAGGCGCCUUCUAUAACAAGGCUUCCCGAAUGCCCCCUACAGAAAGCAGUCCAGGUCCUGCCCCGGUUACACCAACCUCGCAGAAAUUCGUCUACAAACUGCCGUCCCCGCCGUCCACUCAUCACAGUGUCAGUCCCUACACCUCCUCAGCGUCUCUGAAUGGCCAAUAUCCCAGGCUACCACAUCCGGUACCUACCACCACCUCCGCCUCCAGCUCUCCUCUAUACCCUCAACAGCACACAUCAACCAUUCCGCAGCAAGGGCGCAAAAGAAUUCUGGACACGUCUGCCGACCUCCCAUCCGCCAAGCGAGCCCACUACUCUACUGGGCAGCCUACGGUACCCUCGAGCCGAGCUCCAAAUUUUCUAAAUCCUGCACCUUAUCCGUGCGAUGUCAAUAUCGGCAUGUCACCCCACAACGCCAACUUGAUGGCUUCUGCACCAGCUUCUGGUGCGUUGGACGUUCCGAGACUGGACCUCCCUAGAAUGCAGAGCUCACAGGGCCGGGGUCCGGCUCAACUCGCUCCAUUGUCGGUCCCGGCCAGCCGAGCAAUGUCGAGUGUCUAUCCGAAUGCCACCACAGUCUACUCGCAGCCGGUUACGCCUGUGUCUGCAGUAACUCAAAACCUCUUCCAAAACCCCAUACCGAGUCUUGGCGACGGCAGCCGCUCCUUGGGCACACAUCCAUCUGCUCAAUCAUCGCCGUCCGUCGGGUUCAACCCGGCGAAUCCCACUCCUACGGGACUCUCACCUUCAUAUUUCUUGUCCAACCGGGCAUCCCCUUACAGACCCGUUCGGAACGUCAACACGCUCCUCAUACCUCCUCCCUCCGCCGCCCUUCAACUUCCUGUCCGACACAUCCCUUCAGAUCAGAUUCAUUAUCAGCCGUUGAGUAAAGCUGCCACGGAACCACGCUCUGGUCCCGUACCAUAUAUGCAGAUUGACCCGUGGCAACACAGCAACAUUUCUGCACCGUUUGGUCAGCAACAGUAUGCACUGUGACGUGCAGCCAUCGGGUGCGGGGGGCGUGGUUCUUUUCAUUUUCUCAGCGAUGUUUUCAGCAUAGCGUGGAGGGUAUCGUCUUGAUGAGUCGAGAAAGCAUUCAUAUUUGGCGACAUGCAUUUCCUGGCGUUUUGGGGAUAAAGGGCAAAAUGGCGAGGCUGAACGUCUUGCCGCAGACUGUACAGUGUAGAUAGAACUAGACGAAGUGUUCGAGCUCGAUCCAUUGUUAUCUGGAGUCUUGAGCGUCAAAAAGAGAUUACUCUAGAACUUCAAAUGCCACUGUCUUCAUAUACCUA
Exophiala dermatitidis NIH/UT8656 is the source of this 4249-nucleotide messenger RNA. RefSeq lists its product as uncharacterized. Gene Ontology annotation, biological process: regulation of cyclin-dependent protein serine/threonine kinase activity. The coding region runs from base 2043 to 3953 and encodes 636 amino acids. NCBI's taxonomy places the organism in Eukaryota, Fungi, Ascomycota, Eurotiomycetes, Chaetothyriales, Herpotrichiellaceae. The record is from RefSeq and is a predicted model, not a curated record. Gene Ontology annotation, molecular function: cyclin-dependent protein serine/threonine kinase regulator activity; protein kinase binding. The transcript has a single exon. Gene Ontology annotation, cellular component: cyclin-dependent protein kinase holoenzyme complex; nucleus.